Molecule: messenger RNA, 7299 nt
Organism: Petromyzon marinus (sea lamprey)
Lineage: Eukaryota; Metazoa; Chordata; Hyperoartia; Petromyzontiformes; Petromyzontidae
Source: RefSeq, a predicted model, not a curated record
CUUACCCACCCCCAUCACAACCUCCCUCCCCCUUUUCCCUCCGCUCGACGCGGCGCUUUGUUGCGCACUCACGCGACAGCCGCCUCCCACCACCACCCCCCCCCGACUCUCGCCCGCCAGCCCCAUCCCGAACUCGGCGCGCCCCAAGCCGAGAGACGCAGGCGCACGCACGCGCGCACGCACGCGCGGAGACGGGGAGAGGGCGACAGAGGCAGACCUGGAAAGCAAGCGCCGAGCCGCCACGGCCAGGGCAGAGGAGCCGCGGCAAAAGCGAGGAGCCGACAGUCCGCUGGCAAUGGAGGAGAAAGAUGCUGGCCGCUCUGCCACGGGGAGCCGCGCCACUCGGCAAAGUGCCGCGUGGCGAUGAACAGGUUGCGUGCGGGUGGCUCCGGACUGCUGAGCGAGCGAGCGGGCGGGCGAGCGGGCAGGACGAGCGAGGAGACGCAGGGCUGUCUGACGCCUUUUGUGUUGAGCUGUGAUUGUGGCUCGCUGGCUGGCUGGUUCGUUGGGUGACUGGCUGGCUAGCUGGCUCAUUGGGUGAGUUAGUGGCUUGAGGGUUGCCUCGGCUGCGCUGGGAGCUAUUGCAGCAGCAGCAGCAGCAUCGCGAUGAAGGUGACCGUGUGUUUUGGACGGACCCGGGUGCUGGUGCCGUGCGGGGAUGGUGACCUCACGGUGCACGCGCUCAUCGGACAGGCCAUCACGCGCUACCGCAGGGCCAUCGGCAAGGAUGCCACUUAUUGGGUCCACGUGCGUCACCUGGAGCACGGGGACGGGGGAAUCCUGGACUGGGACGACACCGUCAGCGCCGUGGCGGAUGAUCGUGACAAGCUGCUGGCUGUGUUCGAGGAGCAAGAACCCCCUCGGGGUGGCGAUGGCGCCAGUGGAAGCUCAGCCGGAACCCAGAGCCCUGAAGCCUUCAGCAGUGAGGCCCUCCCCAGUGGUGGUGGUGCCGGCAUGGCCUGCAGGGUCUCCGAGCUUGGGGGGUCCUUGUUCCGGGGGUCCGAGCUCGCGGGGGUGUCACGUCGCGGCUCGGACAGCUACGGCUCGAGAGCGCCAGGGACGGCGGCCCCCCCCUCUUGCAGGGUGGCUGAGCGGGGCCCCAGCGAUGGGGAGGCGGAGAGGGCUGGCGUGACCGGAUUCUGCCUGUACCAGCUCGGCAGUGAGAUUGAAGUGACACCCUCAGCUCUCCGCACGAACACACCCCUGCAUGUGCGGCGGAGCAGUGACCCGGCCCAGCUGGGACCAUCCUCGGGGGUCUGCAUGGGGGCCCUGAGCCACCUGCUCCCCCGGCACGGUUCCUCCCGCGAUGGCUGCGGCGGCCCCCCCAAGGGUCGGGGACGCUGGGGAGCCAAGGCCGACACCCUGCCCCGGCCGCGCCAUGGCAGCCCACAACAGGGCACCCUGCCCUCGGCCGCUACCAUCCCCCGCGCCAAGGCGGAGGUGGCGAGGAGAUUGGGGGGCGGGGACGGGUGUGGGCCGAUGGCACGGCACGCCGGGGGAGGAGCGUUCCAGCGCGUAGCCGCUCGCUCAUCCCUCAGUGCCGCUCACCCCAUGGUCGACCGCUGGCUGGAGCGGCAGGAUCAGGAUGAUGGAGAAUGUGAGGAGAGGAGCGAUGAUCGCAUGGAUCCAGUGGGGCACGCAGACUACUCGCAAAAGCACACGCACAACACCGGCACAUGCAGUGACAUGGUUCAUCUGGUGGAGAUCCCCAACGACGGGGGUCCCCUGGGGAUACACCUAGUGCCCUUCCUGUCAUCCUCCAGCAGGAGCCUGGGGCUGUGCGUGCGUCACUUGGAGGAGGAGAGCCGCGCAUGGCGUGAUGGCCUCCUCUCCACGAACGAUGCCAUCAUCGCUAUCAACUCGCGCCAGCUGCUAGACAUCGGCUUUGAGCUGGCGCAGCAGCUGUUCCGGCAUGCCAUGCAGUGCUCGGUCAUCCGGCUGUGGGUCGUCCCAGCCGCUCAGCGUGAGGCCUACGAGCGUGACCUCUCCUCGCCGGCCUCCCCGGCCUCCCCGGCCUCUCCAUCGUCCCGUGCCGCCUUCCUCCGGCCGCGGCCCUUUCCCUGGGGGGAAGUGUCUCCAUGCGGCGCCGCUGGCGACGUUCGUGUGCUCGGCUGGGAGGCGCACGGCAGCUGGGACGCGCGCGGGGCCACGUGGGAGUCGCACGGCGAGUGGGACGCUCGCGCCGACUGGGGGCCGCCGCCGCCACCCCCCAUUUCGGCGGCCACGGCAGUGGCAUGCGCGGGGCUCAAUGGUGGUGGUGGCGAUGUUUGCGGCUCUUGGCAUCGCCCGGACGAUGGGGCCACCACCAGCGCCGUGGGGGCUUGCGCUCAGUGCGUCGUGUCCACGGCACUCGGUCCCAACGGGCUCCUCCAGGACUGCCUCCUCUACCGGCCCCAUGUACCUGCAGUGGCGGCGGCAUUGACAGAUGCCGCGCAAGACGCUCGCUGGGCGUGCUGUGGCGGCGGCGGCGGCAGUGGCCCGCAGCCGGGCACGCCGGCCCGCACGCUGCCUCUUUGCCAGCAAGUGCACCGAGCGCCCUGCUCUCAGAGUCUCCCCACGUUCCCGUGCACGGUGGCGGCUAUUGCCGCCCCCUUGGCCAACGUGCAGGCGGAGCGGGCGUCCUCGCCGGUCGUGCCGCGCAGGCACUCAGGCCGGCGGUUCAGAGUGCAGCUCCAGAAAGGGCCAGAGGGACUGGGCUUCAGCCUGACGUCGCGGGACACGCCAGUCAGCGGGCUCGGCCAUGUUUACAUAAAGCACAUCCUGCCACGGGGGGCGGCCAUCGCCGACGGUCGCCUCCACGCGGGAGAUCGCCUCAUCAUGGUGAACGGGGUGGACGUGAGCAGCAUGUCCCAGGAUCAGGUGGUGAGCAUCCUGCGUGGCGUUCACCCGGGCUCCUCCGUCGACCUGCUCGUGUCCCGCCACGAUGCCCUGCUGACCCCGCCAGCGCAGCAGCAGGCAGAGCGCUCGGGUGGGAUGAUCGUGACGGCGUCGGGUCCCUGCGAGUGCCUCAACCUGGAGAUCGCGCUGAGUGAGUGUGGCCCCGCGGGCCUUGGGGUCAGCGUAAAGGGCAACCGCAGCCGCGACGGCGCCCACGACCUCGGCAUCUACGUCAAGUCCAUCAUUGCCGGCGGGGCCGCCGCCAAGGACGGGCGCCUGCGCAUCGGCGAUCAGCUGGUCGCCGUGAAUAGGGAGCCGCUGCUCGGCCGUAGCAAUGCCGCCGCCAUGGAGACACUGCGGCGGUGCAUGGCCACGGAUGGGAGCGAGCGCGGCCGCAUCCACCUUGCAGUGGCACGGAGGGCGAGCGACGGGGACGAGCAACCUGUGCUGUGCGUGAGUCCCGUGGAUCCUGAGAGGGCGGUGGAUGCCGGAGUGGAUUCCGGGGAGGAGGCAGCGGCGGUUGAAGUUGGCGGUAGCAGCUGCGGUGGCGGCGGUAACGGCGGCGUUGUAGGCGGCGGUGUCGGAGCAUGCAGCGUCGCAUCCAGCCCCCCCCCUCGCGCGUCCCUGCUGGAGCAGCUCAUCGCUUCCAACUUGCGCAAUCAGUCGUACACCAUGGCCACACGCCUGCAUCCCUGUCCCUCCCCGGCCCUCUCAGGGGUCAUCGCCACGACAACCACAGCACCGAGCGCCGCCUGCACGCCGGCAGAAGCGGGCGCUGCAGCCGGUACCAGCUGUGCUACCGGGCGCUCCGUGCUGGACGGCCCAUCUUGGCCGCGUCCCAGUGUGGGGAGGGAGGCGUCCGUGCUGUUGCCACCGCUGCUGGCGUCCAUGCCAGAGCCCUCGGCCCAGGUGACCUCGAGGGACGAGCUGCUGUGCGGGGACUUCUCGCGAGCAGAACGGGCGGCUGGGUGGAGGCGAGCGGAGCUGAAAGAUGACGAGGAGGACCCCUCAGAGGAGAGCAGCCCCCAGAGUGUGGCGUUUGAACGCGAGGGCUUCGGGCGGCAGAGCAUGUCCGAGCGUCGGAGCAAGCGCUUCACGGAUGCCUCGCGCCUGCAGGCUCUCAAGUCUCGCAAAUCCAAGAGCAUGGACCUUGCGCUACCGCUGAUGGGCGGUCCCUCGGAGGAGGCGCCGUUGCACACAGAUUUUGUGCUGCUUUACUGUGUUGUGGGGAAAAGGCGAGACGUGGGCCCUACGCUGGGCCUCAAGAAGUCCACGUCGUUGGAGAGCCUGCAAACGGCAGUUGCCACGGCGACGCUCAUCAGCGACGGCGACGCGACCGGUGGCCGGGCUGAGGCGGGGGAGGACCAGCAGUCGGCCCAUCGCCCCCGGCAACGGCUGAUCCGUGGACGUGCCUGCAAUGAGAGUUUCCGUGUGGCCAUCGACAAGUCAUACGGCGACGGAGCUGAGGAGGAGCAGGGCAGCCCAGAGCAGGGAACUGACAUCGACGAGGAGGUGGAGGCGAGCGGCCGAGACUCAACGUCGGGCGGCAGCGACAGCCCACAGGGCACCGCGCCCGUGCUGGACGUCCCCGUCGCCGGGGCCACUGCGGCCACCACCAGGGCCCCCGCUGCCAGGGCCCCGAGCCCGCAGGACGCCGGCGCCAGCCCUGCCGCGAGAUGCCCUCCCCCAGGCCCUGCGGGCGGCUCGACGGCACGGGACAAGAAGAAGAAUAAGGAUGGUGACAAGGGUGACAAGGGUGACAAGAGUGACAAGAGUGGGAAGAAGGGAGACAAGAAAGGGGGCGGCGGUGACAGAGGGGAUGGAGACGAGAGUGGAAAGGGGCGGCACAAAAAGUCCGGAGUGCUCAAGGGACUCGGCGUCAUGUUCCGGUUUGGCCGACCCAAGAAGGAAGACAAAUCUCCAAAGACAGAUGGGAAGAACACAGCAAGAAGACCAGAGGAGAGUGGGGAAGACCGGGUCAUGAGCCCAGCCGAAACAUUUGAUGGUGGAGCUCGCCUUGAGCCAGACAGGGCAUUGAAGGUAGAUGGGGGGAGCAACACGCCCGAGUGGGAGCAGGAGGCAAGGGGGGGGAUGCCCUACCCGGCGGCGCGCUGGGAACCGGCCCCGGGCCCGGUGGGAUCGGGGGUGCCGCGGGCCGUCCGACCCGAGGAUGGCAGCUCGACGCUCAGGACCACCGCGGCCACCUCGUUGUCCUCCACCUUGUCAUCGCAGACCGUGGCCGUCCGGCUCCGGGAGCCCAAGCCCAACGGGGAGCGGACGUUCCACCAGGACCGAAUAAGUCAGCUGUUCCAAGAGUUCCAGAUGCGGCGCAGGGAGGCGAGGGCAGGCGGAGGUGGAGGAGUCGGGGCAUCAUGCCGGGACGGGAUCGAGGAGAGGCGUAAAACGUACAACUUCGAGCAGCCCUGGGAGUUUCCAACGUCUGACCAACAGAACGGGCAUGCUCUCCCAUCGGGCGAACCUCAGCCCCCGCCGCCAACCCAACCAAAGGUGCAGAGGCCCUACAACUCCCUACCCAGGCAUCCCAAGAAGACGUCGCAGCCCGCGAGUUGGCUGGUGCAAGCGCCAAGUGGGAACCUCGCAGCUGCGGGUGCCAGCUCGGGUGGCAGCAGCAGCGGCGGUAGCGGCAGUAGCGGUUGCAGCGCGACGGGCCCGCGGGCCCCGAGUGUCACGCAGCACAACCGCAGCUCUUCCGCUAGGCCCCGACCCGCCAGCACGCAGCCGCGGACGCUGCCCUAUGGGUACAAUGCACGCGUGCUGCAGGAAGCGCAGGAGCUCCUGCGACAGGAAGAGCAGCGGAGGCUCAGCGGUCAAAAGCAGCAGCAGCUGCAAGGAAAUGGGGCAUGCGAGGUGCACAGCAACAACAACCUGGCCACCACGACCGCUGCACCGGCAUCGCAGAGCGAAGACCUGGACCAACGAGGCCACAUGGCGGAGCAGCAGCAGCAGCAGCGCACGUCGGGAGGGGCCUUGGGGGCGGCCAGGUUGGGCCACAAUGGCUACCGCAGCACCGUGCGGAAGGAAGAAUCUUCCUCUGCAGCAUCGUCUCCCGCUGCCAAGGACGUCGGUCUUCUGUCGCCACCGGCUGCCAUUUGAGCUGGCCGUACGCCUUGGCAGAAUGAUGAUGAUAAUGGAUAAAGUCUUCAACACCCUGUUUCAGUCGCGGCGGUUGUGUGAUCAUACUUAAUCAUACAAUGUGGGUUGGUGAAGGAGGGAAGCCCAGGACUGCCUCAGACAUCACUUGCCAUUGUUGUUAACCAUUGUUUCAAACUCAACUGGCUGGGUUCAUAGCGCAGUGCGCUAAACACCGCACCGACGCUCCACCCCUUCGCAUAGCCUGAGUUAAUGGCGUGAGUGGUGUGGGCCACAUUAUAUUAACUUUCUCUCAUAGGGUGAUGUGUGACUGUAUGGAUGGAGGUAUCGGUUGUCAGAAGGUGCUUCCAGCAUUGGAAUGAGUAGUUUAAAGUUGGAUCUGUGAAGCCAUUCCCUUGACCACAAUUGGAAGCUGAUGCAUCUAAGCUAGACUGCGCUGAUGGGAUGAUGACUCAAGCAAGCUACUGGGCAAAGUGAAAUGCUGUCGGCUUAAGCCUCCGAAAAUUUCCAAAGAUAGACACACUCCUGGAUGAAAGACUUGUUAUUUAACAUGCUGUUGACUUUAAGUGGUCAUUCCAGCAGAUGUAAAGAAAGAGGCUUUGUGUUGGUAUAAAAUAAACUACUUAAAAAAAGACAAUAAAAAUGUACAAUUAUUUUAAAUACUGGAAGAGCUGGAGCUGAGCCUUGGCCACACGCACCAUGACUUCAACCCAAGUGUCAGAUAUCGGAGAACGCACACUGAGAUGUGCUCCCUUACGUGCCUUGCCUACCGGCAAUUUAGUUAUAUAUAUUUUUAACGAACUUGCAUUGUAUACGUACGUGUGGCGUUUAUAUGUGCGCAUACACUUAUUUACUUCACAUAUACCUGUAUACUUUUAAUUACGCGCAUUCACAUGGACGCACGUGGUUUAUGUUUUCCACAAAUUCGGUGAAAACCGCAGGGCCGAGCGACCAGCAGCUGUGGGGAAGGGCUUCAGUUAAUGAGAGAACGUGACGAUGGAUUUGCUGAUAGCGCAUUUCAUUUGCCUCGGUGCUUGGCAUGGCUGCUUCAGGCGUGUCACUUGCUGCUGCCGCAUACUUCAGCACCCAGUGUAGUGGUUGACCCACACAUUUUCCCGCACGCCUCGAUUAUCGCGGUUGCUUUCGCCCAAAGCAUGCCAGCGCGUUUGUGAUAACUUCAUACGCUGGCAUAAUUUACACUGUGCAAUUUUCAUCUUUUAUUUUCUCAUGGGCGUGUUUUACAGUUUUUUUUAUCAACAAUCAUGUGGUUUGCCUUAUUAAAGACAUUUUUUUGUACUAUUCUUUUAAUCA